Molecule: messenger RNA, 4689 nt
Organism: Mesocricetus auratus (golden hamster)
Lineage: Eukaryota; Metazoa; Chordata; Mammalia; Rodentia; Cricetidae
Gene: Matn2
Product: matrilin 2
Exons: 19
Coding region: 255-3122 (955 amino acids)
Molecular function (GO): calcium ion binding
Source: RefSeq, a predicted model, not a curated record
CCCUCGCCCAGAGCCUCGCAGGCAGCCAGCAAGCGCGGGGAGCGCUCUGGGAUGGGACUUGAAGGCGGCGGCUCAGGACACGGCGUUGGCGCGGGCUUCUUCGUCGCGUCUCGGGAGCGGUGCUCCAGGGGCGCUGCGGUCCUCGGCGGGGCGAGGCGGCGAACGACCGAGACAGACCCGUGCGACUGCGCCCCUGCCUCGCUUUCCCGGUGCCGGCGGCGGUGGCUGCAGCCACACCCCUGCUCCCCUUGAAUAUGGAGAAGAUGCUGGUGGCGUGCUUGCUAAUGCUUGGGCAGUUCCUUGUUCUGCCGGCUGGAGCCAGGGAUCGUCCCCAAACCAGGUUCCCCUCCAGAGGCCGCCAUGUCCGGACGCACCCCCAGACUGCACUGCUGGAGAGCUCCUGUGAGAACAAGCGGGCGGAUAUGGUGUUCAUCAUCGACAGCUCCCGAAGCGUCAACACCCACGACUACGCAAAGGUCAAGGAGUUCAUCCUGGAUAUCCUGCAGUUCUUGGACAUUGGUCCCGAUGUCACCCGGGUAGGCCUGCUCCAGUACGGCAGUACGGUCAAGAACGAGUUCUCCCUGAAGACUUUCAAGAGGAAGUCUGAGGUGGAGAGAGCUGUCAAGAGGAUGAGGCAUCUGUCCACGGGCACCAUGACGGGGCUGGCCAUCCAGUACGCCUUCAACAUCGCCUUCUCGGAAGGGGAGGGAGCCCGGCCCUUGCAGGAAAAUGUCCCGCGGGUCAUAAUGAUUGUGACCGACGGGAGACCUCAGGACUCGGUGGCAGAGGUCGCUGCGAAGGCCCGGGACACGGGCAUCCUGAUCUUUGCCAUCGGCGUGGGUCAGGUGGACCUGAACACGCUAAAGGCCAUCGGGAGUGAGCCCCACAAGGACCACGUCUUCCUGGUGGCCAACUUCAGCCAGAUUGAGUCUCUGACCUCUGUGUUCCAGAACAAGCUGUGCACGGUCCACGUGUGCAGUGUCUUGGACCACGGCUGCGCCCACUUCUGCAUCAACACACCUGGCUCAUACACCUGCAGGUGCAGGCAAGGGUACAUCCUCAACGCGGACCAGAAGACUUGCAGAAUCCAGGACCUGUGUGCCACAGAGGACCACGGCUGUGAGCAGCUAUGUGUGAACGUCCCGGGUUCCUUCGUCUGCCAGUGCUACGGUGGCUACACCCUCGCCAAGGAUGGGAAGCAAUGUGCAGCCGUGGACUUCUGCGCCUCAGAAAAUCAUGGAUGUGAGCACGAGUGUGUAAACGCUGAAGGUUCCUACCUGUGCCAGUGCCGUGAGGGAUUUGCUCUUAACCCAGAUAAGAAAACAUGCACAAAGAUAGACCACUGCGCCUUAUCUAAUCAUGGGUGUCAGCAUGAGUGUGUUAAUGGCCUGACGUCCGCUUUCUGCCGCUGCCUGAAAGGCUUCAUGCUGAACCCAGACGGGAAAACCUGCCGAAGGAUCAACUACUGUGCCCUGAACAAACCAGGCUGUGAGCAUGAGUGUGUCAACACGGAAGAGAGCCACUAUUGCCGCUGCCGUCGGGGCUACGCUCUGGACCCCAAUGGCAAGACCUGCAGCCGGGUGGACCACUGUGCCCAGCAGGACCAUGGCUGCGAGCAGCUGUGCCUGAACACGGACGAAUCCUUCGUCUGCCAGUGCUCGGAGGGCUUCCUCAUCAACGAUGACCUCAAGACCUGUUCUAGGGUGGAUUACUGCUUGCUGAGCGACCACGGUUGUGAAUACUCCUGUGUCAACACAGACAGAUCCUUUGCCUGUCGGUGUCCUGAGGGUCACGUGCUCCGCGGCGACGGGAAGACCUGUGCAAAACUGGACUCUUGUGCUUUGGGGGACCACGGUUGCGAACACUCAUGUGUAAGCAGUGAAGACUCAUUCGUGUGUCAGUGUUUUGAGGGAUACAUCCUCCGUGACGAUGGGAAGACUUGCAGAAGGAAAGACGUCUGCCAGGCUGUAGACCACGGCUGUGAGCACCUUUGCAUCAACAGUGGCGAGUCGUACAUCUGCAAGUGUCCGGAGGGAUUCAGGCUGGCUGAGGAUGGGAAGCGCUGUAGAAGGAAGGAUGCCUGCAAGUCCACCCACCACGGCUGUGAACACAUAUGCGUGAACAACGGCGAUUUUUAUACGUGCCGGUGCUCAGAGGGGUUUGUCCUGGCUGAGGAUGGGAGGCGUUGCAAGAGGUGCACUGAAGGCCCAAUCGACCUAGUCUUUGUGAUUGACGGAUCCAAGAGCCUCGGGGAAGACAAUUUCGAGAUCGUGAAGCAUUUCGUCGCUGGGAUCAUCGAUUCCUUGGUGGUUUCCCCGAAAGCUGCUCGGGUGGGGCUGCUGCAGUAUUCCACACAGGUCCACACCGAGUUUUCCCUGAGGGACUUCAGCUCAGCCAAGGACAUGAAGAAAGCCGUGGCCCACAUGAAGUACAUGGGCAAAGGCUCUAUGACUGGGCUGGCCCUGAAACACAUGUUUGAGAGAAGUUUCACCCAAGUAGAAGGGGCCAGGCCCCUCUCCACACGGGUGCCCAGAGUAGCCAUCGUGUUCACCGACGGGCGGGCUCAGGAUGAUGUCUCCGAGUGGGCCAGCAAAGCCAAGGCCACUGGUAUCACUAUGUAUGCUGUUGGUGUCGGGAAAGCCAUUGAGGAGGAGCUCCAGGAGAUCGCGUCUGAGCCCGCUGACAAGCAUCUCUUCUAUGCAGAAGACUUCAGCACGAUGGACAAGAUAAGCGGAAAGCUGAAACAAGGCAUCUGUGAAGCUCUAGAAGACUCUGAUGGAAGACAGGAUUCCCCUGCAGAGGAACCGUCAAAGCAGACCCACCACCCAACAGAAUCUGAGCCAGUCACCAUAAAUAUCCGAGACCUACUUUCCUGUUCUAAUUUUGCAGUGCAACACAGAUACCUGUUUGAAGAAGACAAACUUGCACGAUCUACACAAAAGCUUUUCCACUCAACAAAAUCCUCAGGAAGCCCUUUGGAAGAAAGCCAGGACCAAUGCAAAUGUGAAAACCUAAUCAUGUUCCAGAACCUUGCAAACGAGGAAGUAAGAAAACUGACCCAGCGCCUAGAAGAAAUGACGCAAAGAAUGGAAGCCUUGGAAAACCGCCUACGGUACAGAUGAAGACUAGAAAUGCUUUUGUGUUUGUACACCAUUAUGAAAAGGAUUUUAAAGAGUGGAGUCGCAACACUCACACCAGAGGUAAAUCUGUAAAGUGAAACCCAACCAGCUACAGAAGACACUGGAUUGCUGUACAAGAAAUGCAGACACUAGUAGACGCUAAGGUGUCUAGAUUUCUCAUUGGGGGUGGGGGAUCCUCCUGAAUCCUAGUCAACCACGAGAAUGAGCUGUGCAGUGAAAUCUCAUUUGACAAGUCUCAAUUCUGCACAAAACUGACUCAGCAAAUUGCUAUUUUUUUGUAUUGGAAUUUACUUUGAUGCAUAUGGACAUGGGUAAAUUAUGGGACCUAUGCUCUGUUCAAUUUUUAUACAUUAAAAUCCACCUCUCCAGAAAACAUUGAAUAAAACUCCUAGUUUAAAUGUAUACAUGGGAGCUGGAGACGGCUCAGUGGUUGAGAGCAUUGGCUGCUCUUCCAGAGGUCCCGAGUUCAAUUCCCAGCAACCACGCGGUGGCUCCCAACCAUCUGUAAUGAGAUCUGGUGCCCUCUUCCAGUGUGCAAGCAUACAUGCAGAGCAUUGUAUACAUAAUAGAUCUUCAAUAAAUAAAUGCAUACAUGAUAAAGAGCUAAUAUUAACCAGAAAGGGAAAAAAACAGGUUAACAUACUUGCCAGCUUGGUACAACCAGUCUGACUAGCGAUGGUUACCAAAGUUUUACAGAUGGUCUGGGUUCAGUUAUCCAGCAACCACAUGGUAGCUCAUGACUAUCUAGUAAGUGGUUGCUGGGAACGCUACGCCCUCUACUGGUUACACUGAGUAAAGAAUGAAAUCUGUCUUCACACUCUGGGAGACAGCAAAUGCUAAAUGUACAACACGGAAGUUACUAUUUGGACAAAAUGUAAAAGUUUUAGCCUAGAUAUUCACAAACACAAUGGGGAACUGUCUUAGCACCAGGAAAUACUCAAAAAUUUUUAAUGUUGCAUAAAAUGCUGAGUCCUUGGUUCUCUAGGACCAUGGUGAGAGGCAGAUGUGACUAAUGCCAUUUUUUUUUUUUUGUUUUUCGAGACAGGGUUUCUCUGUGGCUUUGGAGGCUGUCCUCGCUUGGUAGUCGAGGCUGGUCUCGAACUCACGGAGAUCCGCCUGCCUCUGCCUCCCGAGUGCUGGGAUUAAAGGCGUGCCUCACCAACGCCCGGCCUAAUGCCAUUUUUUAAAAAGGCUCCACCUUGUCCUCAUCAAAUACAGGCAAGCCCAGAAUGGGGGCAGGAACCUUCUGCCACAAUGGGCCAAAGCACAGGCAAGUCCCAACGAUGAACCAGAGCGCCUUUCCAUGAAGCAGGACUAUCUGCCACAUUAUACAACUAACUCCAUUCACGACUAGCCUAAAGUUUGUUUCUUAGUUCUGUAAUUGCAAUUCUGUUUCUGUGUGGCUUUAGAGGCUGUCCUGAGCUCUGCAGACCAGGCUGGUCUCGAACUCAAGAGAUCCAUCUGCUUCUGCCUUCCGGAGUGCUGGGGUUAAUAAAGGUGUGCGCCACCACCUACGCCCGGCUGUAAUUGCAAAUCUUUAUCUCUUAAA